Messenger RNA from Drosophila biarmipes, 1359 nucleotides. It is a transcript of the gene colt, whose product is annotated as congested-like trachea protein. The record is from RefSeq and is a predicted model, not a curated record. The coding region runs from base 378 to 1298 and encodes 306 amino acids. Gene Ontology annotation, cellular component: mitochondrial envelope. Gene Ontology annotation, molecular function: O-acyl-L-carnitine transmembrane transporter activity. NCBI's taxonomy places the organism in Eukaryota, Metazoa, Arthropoda, Insecta, Diptera, Drosophilidae. The transcript is spliced from 2 exons. Gene Ontology annotation, biological process: carnitine transmembrane transport; mitochondrial transport.
UACAGGGCACUUAAAGACUUGAAGAAAAUGGUAUAGUUUUCUCUUACUUAAACUAAAAAUAAGGACACCUAGCUCAGUUGCUAAACAGGAAAAAUACCCACAUGGACUUUGGACCCGCUGCAACAUAUGGAAAUCAUAAGAUCAUUAAACCAGUAAGACCACUCUUCUGCCGAGAUCCAGUUCCUUCGUGGCAAUAUUUUUGUGAUACCUCCGCCAUAUCAUCUGGGAAGUCUGAAGGAGAAAUUAGCUUUCUGUGACGUAAUGACGCCUCUCUCCUUAUCGCUAUAAUAGCCAUAAGAUUAGUUCAGAACUAUCGGCUAGUUCCAGAACUGAGCAGCCGCCGCCUCGAAGGUGAAGGUGUAGAGUAACCCAGAGCCAUGGCCACCACUGAGAAAGUCUCCGCCGAGCGCAAGGCCAAUCCGAUAAAGUCCUUCCUCACCGGAGGAUUCGGAGGAAUCUGCAAUGUGUUAUCUGGUCACCCGCUGGACACCAUCAAGGUGCGCCUGCAGACGAUGCCUCGGCCGGCGCCUGGCGAGAGUCCCAUGUACAAAGGAACCUUCGAUUGUGCUGCGAAGACCAUCAAGAACGAGGGAGUCCGAGGCCUGUACAAGGGAAUGUCGGCACCCCUGACCGGUGUUGCUCCCAUCUUUGCCAUGUGUUUCGCUGGCUACGCGCUGGGCAAACGCCUCCAGCAGCGCGGUGAAGACGCCAAGCUCACCUACUCGCAGAUCUUUGUGGCCGGCUCAUUCUCCGGCCUGUUCUCCACCCUGAUCAUGGCGCCCGGAGAGCGGAUCAAGGUGCUGCUGCAGACGCAGCAGGGUCAGGGAGGCCAGCGCAAGUACAACGGCAUGAUCGACUGCGCCGGAAAGCUCUACAAGGAGGGUGGACUUCGCAGCGUCUUCAAGGGCAGCUGCGCCACCAUGCUCAGGGAUUUGCCCGCCAACGGACUGUACUUCCUGGUAUAUGAAGCUAUCCAGAAUGUGGCCAAGGCCAAAUCCGAGACUGGCCAGAUUAGUACUACCUCAACGAUUUUCGCUGGUGGAGCUGCCGGCAUGGCCUACUGGAUUCUGGGAAUGCCAGCCGAUGUCCUCAAGAGUCGCCUGCAAUCGGCUCCGGAAGGCACCUACAAACACGGCAUUCGCAGUGUCUUCAAGGACCUGAUUGUUAAGGAUGGUCCUCUGGCCUUGUAUCGCGGCGUCACGCCCAUCAUGAUCCGUGCCUUCCCGGCGAACGCUGCCUGUUUCUUUGGCAUUGAACUAGCCAACAAGUUCUUCAACAUUGUGGCGCCAAAUUUCUAGUUGAAAAUAGGUGAAAUAAAUUUAGUGUCUCACUAAAGUGUUUUUAAAUAUUGAAAGAAAA